UCUGCUUUUAUCUAAGGGCAAGUGAGCAGCAGAGAUGAAACUGCCACUGACUCCCUCCAUCCUCUCUAUCCUAAAAUGCCCUGAACAGGUGAGAACCAAGUUGACAGCUUCUCCUCAGGAAUAAACUGAAGUGAAAAACAAGUGACUGGAACAGAAAUUAAGGAACAAUUUGAAGAAACAGAUUAAUUUCCUAACAAGAUCAAGUUUGAUUUAAAUGGCUGAUAAACAGAUCAGUUUACCUGCCAAGCUGAUCAAUGGAGGGAUUGCUGGACUGAUUGGAGUCACCUGUGUAUUUCCCAUUGACCUGGCAAAAACUCGCCUGCAGAACCAGCAGAAUGGCCAGCGGAUGUACACCAGCAUGUCUGACUGCCUCAUUAAAACAAUUCGGUUGGAAGGCUACUUUGGCAUGUACAGAGGGGCUGCAGUCAACCUGACUCUAGUGACACCAGAAAAGGCUAUCAAACUGGCAGCCAAUGACUUCUUCCGGCAUCACCUCUCCAAAGAUGGGAAGAAGCUGACACUGCUGAAGGAGAUGCUGGCAGGCUGUGGCGCAGGUACCUGCCAGGUGAUUGUCACCACUCCCAUGGAGAUGCUCAAAAUCCAGCUGCAGGAUGCAGGACGAAUUGCAGCACAAAAGAAGUUGAUGGCAGCACAGGCCCAGCUCUCCUCUUCCUCUGCGAUGGGGGCAGCGGAGCCAGCAGUGGAAACACGCACCACAGCAACACAGAUAACCAGGGAGCUGCUGAGGAGCAAAGGCAUCGCAGGACUCUACAAGGGCCUGGGAGCCACGCUGCUGAGGGAUGUCCCCUUCUCCAUUGUUUACUUCCCACUGUUUGCAAACCUGAACAAGCUGGGCCAGAAAGAUGCCAAUGUCAAGGCUCCAUUCUAUGUGUCCUUCCUCUCCGGAUGUGUGGCUGGCAGUACGGCUGCAGUGGUUGUCAAUCCUUGCGAUGUGAUCAAAACACGUCUGCAGUCCUUGCAGAGAGGAGUGAAUGAGGACACCUACUCAGGAAUCCUAGACUGCACCAAGAAGAUCUGGCAGAAGGAAGGGCCCAUGGCUUUCCUGAAAGGGGCGUACUGCCGAGCCCUGGUCAUUGCUCCUCUCUUUGGCAUCGCACAAGUUGUCUACUUCAUUGGUAUUGCAGAGUUCCUGCUAGACAUGCUUCCCAAGCACCGGGCCUAAGUCCAGCACACCUGUGUUUGCCCCUUGCACCUUCUUCAGCACUGAAUUCAUCCCCAUAUUCAUCAUCCAUGUCGACUGAGGUCAGAGGAACAGCACAAAGGGUUCGCGCAGGGAUGCUGAGGGGACUUCGUCUCCAGACAAGCAAAUGUAGGGAGGGAGAGAGUCCCUUUUCUGUCUUGGUCUGGAACCUGCUCCCUCCUGCUCCUUCCACGGACAACACCUAAUUAUGCAUAAUUUUUUUCUCUUUCCUUUUGUUUUUAAAUUGUAAUUCUUAAUGACACUAGUAAGCACAGACUGGACUUGCAGACCCAGAAAUCUCAUCCAUCCCAGCCUUGGGGAUGAAGGGGGCUGGGAAAGAAAUAAUUUGAACCCUCAUCCACCCUUGUCCUCUUCUUUCUUCCUGGAGUUCCCAGCUAUCUGAGGAGGAGCUGGAGGGGCAUCUGUGUCCCCUCAGCUCCUCCUUGGCUCUGCUGGCCCUGGGUUGAGAGUGGGCAGUACACAAAGGGGCCUCAUUUCAUUGCUGCUGGAGGCAUGGUGCAGGGGGUGCUGGAUCUGGCAAGUUCCUUGGUCUGGAAACCUUCACUCCUCCCUUCUCCUUUUCUUAAAACAAGUUGGACUUGGAUUAUCUUCUUGCAGAUCAGAGGAAGGGCAAGGGAAUCAUUACUAUUGAUUUUGAAAUAAUUUUUGUUUUAAAGCAAAGGGAUGUCCCUCCUAACUAUGUGUCACAGGCACAUGUGGAUGAGGUGCAGAGAUGAGAUGUCUGCUCUCUAGGGAUCAUGUCUGUGGAAUCACACAAAUGUCUGAAGGUGCUUCAGUGCUUGGCUACAGGCUGGGGAGAGAAAGGAACUUGGGAUCAAGUUGUUUGUUUUGGGUUUUGGGUUUUUUGUUUUUUGGUUUGUUUUUCUUUUAAUGCAGGGGUUGUGGGGAGAGAAAACCAAACAAGAAACCACUUACAUUCCUUCAGCUUCUCCACCCCUAGGAUGAUAAAGUAGUGGCCACAGGUGUAGACUAGCUUAUUUUUAAUUUUUUAAUAUUUUUUUUUUACCAACCUCUUGGAAGCUGCACAAGAAAUGUGACACCUGUGUGUGCUCACCUUGCAAGGUGAAAACACAAGGUCUGGUUGUGCUUUGAUGUUUGACUUGGGCUUGUUUGGAGCCAGGUGGUGUUGAAGAGGCUGAGGUUUCUCACACCCUGAGCAAGGAGCUAUUUGUGUGUACAUGAUUACUGGGUCAAGUCGUCUGGAUCAUGAAAACUUGUCAUCCUGCUUGCUUUGAGGUGGUGAUCAUUGUUGGGUGGCAGGGGGCAAAUACACACCUACAUCUGCUCUGUCGAAAGGACACUGCCCCAGCUAACAUUGCUUGUCAGAAGACUUCUUGAUUGAGUGCUCUCUUGGGCUGUGUAAUGAAUUCUAGUUUAACUGUUCUGAAGUGUGGUGAUCUCCAUUAUUUAUUCUAUUUGGUGCAAUCCACCUGACUUUGGUGUUUAAAUUAAAUUGGUCAAAUUCACUUUUCAUUCCUUCUUUUGGCUUUGUUCUCCAGGCACUUGCUUGUUGUUUGUGUUUGAAAUGUAUAUUUAAAUUAAUUUUUUAAAAAAUCUCUGUUUUUAAUGUUUAAAAGAGAACCACCUCUGUAUCAGUCUUCUUUUUCAAAACCUAUAUGUUGAGGGCCUUCUUCCUUGGUGCAUUCUUUUCCUCUUAGAAAAAGUUGUUCUGUGUCUGAUUUGUUACUUUGUCACUUUGCAUACGUAAGUCAUUUUCUUUCUUUUUCUUUUUUCUUAGUGAUUUCUCUGUGUAUCUGGGAAAGAAUCUGUGCAAAGAUGAUGAUAGAUGUCUGUGCUGUGUAUAGCGCCGUGAUGCUGCUCUUGCUCUGAAUUUCCCUUGAGUGGAUUAAAAGAGAGAGAUUUUUAUAUAUAUAUUUUAAAGACGCA
Apus apus (common swift) is the source of this 3109-nucleotide messenger RNA. It is a transcript of the gene SLC25A22, whose product is annotated as solute carrier family 25 member 22. Lineage: Eukaryota; Metazoa; Chordata; Aves; Apodiformes; Apodidae. The record is from RefSeq and is a predicted model, not a curated record. The transcript has 10 exons. Gene Ontology annotation, molecular function: L-aspartate transmembrane transporter activity; L-glutamate transmembrane transporter activity. Gene Ontology annotation, biological process: L-glutamate transmembrane transport; aspartate transmembrane transport; malate-aspartate shuttle. The coding region runs from base 215 to 1183 and encodes 322 amino acids.